CAAUGGAGGAUAGCAUAACAGAGACUGAACUCAAAACAGGAACUGAAGAUUUUAACCAAAUGGAUGAUGGUGAAGUCAUGAAACCAUCCACUGAACAAAGUAAACAAGAAGAAGAGGAAGAAGGGAGUAAGAGAAGUGGGGGUAUUGUAAACCAUCUUAUUUCUAACUUGGUUACUCCUUCUAGUCCAAGAUUACCAAGAGGAUUGAGUAACGGUUUUUCAGCAACAACUGAAGCUGAUUAUAAAGAAGAUGAAGAGAAUAAUAGUAGUGUAGAUGUUGAGAUGGGUGGUGGAAUUAUCAAUAAUUUCAUCUCAAAUAUCUUUCAGUCUAGUACUGCUGAGGGAGAUCAAGGAGAAAUGAAGGAGAAUCAUAACAAUAUUGAAGGAGUUACUGAUGUUGAAGAAAGAAAAGAUCAAGAGCAUAUGGAAGUCGAGGUGAGUGCUGGUAGUGGUGGUGGGAUCAUUAACAAUCUCAUAACCAAUUUGUUCCAUCAGAAUGAAAGUAAUGGCAGUCAGGAAGCUGGAGUAGGGAAGGAGAAAACGAGUGAAGCAGAAGGAGUGCAUGAUAAAGCUCUUAGCAGUGAAGGAAAUGGGGAACAUGUCAAGAUGGAAGAGGAAAAGAGUAAUGGUGGGAUCAUUAGCAAUCUUGUUUCCAACCUUGAAGAAAACUAUGACCCGGGAAAUGAUGAAGCCUCCAUUAUGAUUCACUCAAUCAUCCAUGACUAGAGAUGGAAAGAGUGACCGUAACUAGCCAAUCCACUGACAUGUCAAAAUACAACUCAAGAGAGACUGGGGAUUUGUUGUGUUACUCAUAUUUUUGGAUCAAUUUUUUGUGUAACGAUAUUUUUACAAUUUCUUGUUUUCUGUAAGUUUAUGGAGCUCAAGUUUGAAUGACAUUUUAAGCUGUUUUUUGA
This is a messenger RNA of Papaver somniferum (opium poppy), 913 nucleotides long. RefSeq lists its product as uncharacterized. The record is from RefSeq and is a predicted model, not a curated record. The transcript is spliced from 2 exons. The coding region runs from base 3 to 725 and encodes 240 amino acids. NCBI's taxonomy places the organism in Eukaryota, Viridiplantae, Streptophyta, Magnoliopsida, Ranunculales, Papaveraceae.